AUGGAAAAAACAUCUUUAAUUAUACUGUAUCGUUCUAAAGUAUCUUUAUUGUCAGUGUUUGUUUCUUUAACUUUAUUUUCUGAAUAUUUACUUUCUCUUUCAUCAAUUUCGAUUUCUUUUAUCAUUAAAGGGGUAUACUUAAAAAUUUUUUCUAAAAAUAUUUUAAAAUUAAUUAAAGAAACAUGUAAUUAA
Molecule: messenger RNA, 192 nt
Organism: Hepatospora eriocheir
Lineage: Eukaryota; Fungi; Microsporidia; Hepatosporidae
Source: the annotation of a GenBank genome assembly